Messenger RNA from Drosophila subpulchrella, 4298 nucleotides. RefSeq names its product rho GTPase-activating protein 26 (gene Graf). Bases 685 to 3822 code for a protein of 1045 amino acids. Gene Ontology annotation, biological process: signal transduction. Lineage: Eukaryota; Metazoa; Arthropoda; Insecta; Diptera; Drosophilidae. Gene Ontology annotation, cellular component: cytoplasm. The record is from RefSeq and is a predicted model, not a curated record. Gene Ontology annotation, molecular function: GTPase activator activity; protein binding. The transcript has 12 exons.
CUAAUCGGAGAUUUAACAGCCAAAGUAAUAUAUAUAUUGUGGUGCAUUUAGAAUACAAUGGAAUGAAAUGUGCAAUUGAUAUUGAUGCUGGACAAUAUCCGUUUACCGAUACGAAAAGCGCGACGCGGGCAAUUGGCGUUAUUCGAGCAGGGAAACAUUAGACAUUGGGAAAUUACUCAUACACUAAUGUUUACUCUGUGAGUAAUUUUAACACGGUACGAAUACAAAUGUGUGUGCGGUUGCGGUACGCGAAAAACUACCGACGGUCGCCUUUCGUAACUAAGAGCAUUUAUUUUUGUUUUGUACAAGUGAAUUCCGAUGGGCUAUGGUCAUAGUCGUAUGCAGAGUGUUUGCGGGGCUGAGGAUCCGCUGAACGGUUCACAAUAAGGAUUUGAUUUAUUUACUUGUGAUUCCAUUACAUAUAUAUGUGCUGUUAUAUCCACAGGAAUUCCAACAUGUAUCGUCCACCUACUGAAAAGCAGUAUUUACAUUGAAAGGCCAUUAUUUAAAAAGAGUAAUUCUUCCUGUAAAUGUUUCAAACGUUUGAACGCUUGGCAAAUAUACGCAAUAUAUUGGCAACUGAGGAAGAACUCCAUUCCGUGAAAACACAAAGUGAGCCUGAAAUAACCUGAGGAACCUAAGGCCAGAAAAUCUUCAAUAUUAUUGAAACCAAAAGCAAACACAAUGGGCGGCGGCAAAAAUAUACGCCGCGGCUUGGAGCCACUGGAGUUUGAAGAAUGCAUCGUCGACAGUCCGGACUUUCGCGAAAAUUUAAAUCGACAUGAAAAGGAACUGGACCACACUAGUCAUCAAAUAAAACGAAUAAUCAAAGAGGUCAAAGAUCUUAUGAGUGCGGCAAAAAUGCUGUCCACUAGAAUGAAACAAUUGGCCAUUUUACUUACCGACUUUAACUUUGAGUGCAUAGGCACUGCUCAGACCGACGAUGAGAAUGUCAUUUGCGAAAGCCUAAAACGCUUUGGUGCUAUUAUUGGCAAUAUUGAAGAUGAGCGCGAGAAAAUGCUAACGCUUGCUGAUAAACAUAUUAUUGAGUCACUGGAGGAUUUUCGAAAAAAGCAAAUUGGUGGCGUCAAAGAAAACAAAAAGAAAUUUGAUAAGAAAACGGAGAAAUUUUGUCAGUCGCAGGAGCGUUUUCUGAAUAUGUCAACUAAAAAGCCCGAAAACACCAUUCAGGAGGCUGAUGCUAGUUUGGGCAUGCAUGAACGCGAGUACAUCCAGGAAUCGCUGAGCUAUGUGUUGCGCAUUCAGGAAGUGCAGGAACGAAUCAAAUUCGAAUUUGUUGAGAUACUGCUCGCAUUUAUUUCCGGCUGGUUGGUUUUCUAUCACACAGCCCACGAGCAGGCUGAGGAUCAUCGCGAUUACCUGCAGGACUUAAGGCACAAAGUGCAGAAGACUCGGGAGAAUUUCGAAGAGGCACGCGAGAAAGUUACUGAAUUAAAAACAAAGUACAUGGAAAAACGCACAGUAAGUGAUUGCAGUCUACCUGUAACAUCAUUUUAUAAUACAUCUUAUCCACAGAAGCCCGAAGAAAUUUUCACAAAGCGGGGCUACUUAUUUUUAAUGGAGAAAAAGCCAUUCAAAGCCACAUGGACAAAAUACUAUUGUACAUUCAAGAAGCAAAAGCGGGAAUUCACCAUGCUUCAGUUCAAUCAGAUGAAUCACAAUUUCACAAGACCCGAGGCACGAGAUGAUGAGAAAUUGACGCUCUUCUCCUGCCAGCGAAGGGCCUCCGAGUUCGAGAAGCGGUUCUGCUUCGAUUUGACCUUCAAGGAGAAACCGGGAGUCGUUUACACAUUUCAGGCUUUAAGCGAAAAGGAUCAUCGCUAUUGGAUUAGUGCUAUGGAUGGCACGGAGCCGACAUAUCUGGCUCCCGGUAAAAUCAAAGUCAGCGAGGCAUACCAUCUGGAUGAGUCCGGAUUCAUGUUCAUCCGCCGCUGCAUUCAAGUAUUAGAGAUCCGUGGUCUCGAGGACGAGGGAAUCUACCGAAAAAGUGGUGUGGGAACCAAAAUCAGCAAGCUGUUGGCACUGGGUCUCAAUCAAAAGGAGAGCGAUGAUGUCUUUAUAGACGAUAAGUACCGGGAUUUAAUGGAAAGCAACACCAUAGCGAGUGCCCUGAAAAUGUAUCUGCGAAAUCUGAAUGAGCCAUUGAUGACCUAUCAAUACCAUAGUGAUUUCAUUGAAGCAGCAAAGCAAGAAACCCUGAAUCAGCGGGUGAAUGAGGUGCACAAGCUGGUCUACAAAUUACCACAGCCUAAUUUCCAAAUGCUGGAUAUGGUAAUAUGCCAUUUGACCGACGUUUCACGCAAGUACGAGAAGAACAAAAUGUCGGUAUUUAAUCUGGGAGUGGUUUUCGGACCCACUUUGUUGCGCCCUCGCGAGGAAUCGGUGGCCGCCAUUCUGGACAUCAAGUUUAACAACAUCGUGAUCAACAUUCUGAUUGAUAACUACGAGAGGAUUUUCAAGAACAAACCCAGCGCUGAUGUCAAGCUGCCGGAUACGACGAAAGCACCCAGUAUCAUGUAUCCCAGUCGCAGCAGUCCGCCGACUAGAAUGCCGCGGGCCUCUCAAAUAGGAAAGGCCGCCUCAACGGGUGCCAUGGGUAGCACUAGUAGCAGUACUACGGCAGCGAAUCCGAUGUUCUUGAACCAGCAAAAGAUCUAUCGGGUGGUCAACAAAUCCAAUUGUACAGAGCCCACGAUGUCGUCGAGCCUGCAGAAUAUUCCAAAUGGCGACAACUAUGCGCUUGGAUCGACCGUGAUGAACAGUUCGGGCGGUGCCGGGUGCAUAUCCCUGUCCCCGCCAAUGCAUAUGCUCAAUGGCAUACUGUCGCCCACCGUGGGGAGCAUCAAUAAUCUGCACACAAUAUCGAAGAAUGAGGCAAGCACACGGCGCUAUGUGCCCAGCUCGUGUACGGACACCGAUGUGGCGCCCGAAUAUGGUAUUAUAAGUGCCAACAACGGCGGUGUGACGUUACAAUCGCAUCAUGCCGUGCCCGUGAGCAGCACGACCAACUUUCGACAUCCCGAGUACCUAAUGACCACGGCCACUCCGGUGACCCAGUCCGGCUCCAGCAACCACAUCUAUACAAACACCUCGAGUGUGGCUGGUGGUGCUGCCUCCAGCAAUCGGAUUAGUCUAAACAAUGUUUCCCCGCCAAAUACUGCAAUGCGAAAGGAGCGAUUCCUGGGCAGUGCCAGUGGUCCACAGCAGCAUCCGCCCGUCCAACGGGGUCUGCACUCCUACGGCCAGACCAAACACUAUUCACCCCUGAUGCCCACAUCGACAUCGAGCUCCAACGACAGCGUAUGUGAUUCACUUUCUUCCAACAAUGGCUUGGGCGGUGGUGGCUCCAUUGCGGCGAACAGCAACAGCGGGAAUGUGGGCCAGCAUUUGGGCACACGGAACUCCAAUGACUAUGCCAUGAUAACGUCGCAGAACUCGUCGUUGUCGCCACAUCUCGGGGCAAGCGUCUGCGAUGAGGUCGUGGCGGCCACAACGUUGCCCUCGGUGGUUAGUCUCAGCUGCGGCGGCUCCACCAACGAAAGCUCCGAAUAUCCGCCCAGCAAAAUGCAUCGUAAUCGUGACAUCAACCAAAUAAAACGUGAUUUGUCAACGGGCACAGCACGCGUGCGCACACUUUAUGCUUGCAUGGGCGAAAGUGAGGGGGAGCUUUCGUUUGAGCCCAACCAAAUAAUUACCAAUGUUCGGUAUUCCCACGAACCCGGCUGGCUGCAGGGUACACUAAAUGGCAAAACAGGACUCAUUCCGGAGAACUAUGUGGAACACUUGAAGCCUCACCAUUAGAUUAUCAUUUUUGUAGAGUUCUCCCGUAUUUUUUUGCAUUCGAUUCGUCGGUAGAUACAAUUAAUAUGAAAGUUAGGAAAUCUGAAAAUAAUCGUUGUGUAAAAAAACUAAUUCUGAGUAUGCGCCCUUGGGGUUUUACAUGAAAUGCAUUUUAUUUUAUGCUGGAAACCAGGAAAAACCACAAUCUUACCUUAUAAAUAUGUUAACCUUUAUAAUACCAUGACCAUACAAUGUACUUAUUUUUAAUUAUUUAAUAAGGAGUAUAAACUCAGUGCAACUGCAAAGAUUUAUUUACUAAUUGUUACGCUCUUCAUUUGUUGCUUAUUUAUACAUAAUUCACGUAAUUUGUGCAAAAAUGAAUUACAUCGUAUCUAAUAUCUACUACAUAUACACUUGUAUAAAAAUAAAUAGCAGUGCUUCGAACACUUUUAAAAUGUAAACUUUAAACUGAAGUCUGCCAUAUAUCAUAUCAAAAA